ACAGGCCAGGCGCAAUGCUCUCAACAGUAGCUGGCUAGCUAGUGAGCUACCAUUCAUCGAUAGGCAGAACCAGCAUUAUUGUGCUUAGCCAAAAUCUGAUCAUUUUUCUCAACCAAAACGUGGUUAUACUUAAAAAAAACAAGGCGUAGGUUUUUCCGGAUCUAGGUUAUUAUUCGGAUAACGUUAAGCAAACGAGUUAGCCUAGCCUGUUGGAAACUACCUGGCUUGGAGUCGCUACAUACCUUAGCACACCAGUGGCUGCUCGCUCGGUGUAACCGAACCUGCCGCCAAAUAUCCCUCUGACAUUACUGGGACGCCGAAAAAGCACCGUUACGGACUCCGAUCUGCAGAAUGGCGAGGCCUUCGAGGAAUAAGAGGGUAGUUGAUUAUGCCCAGUUUCAAGAGUCUGAUGAUGCUGAUGAGGAAUAUGAAGGGAAUUCCGACAGACCCAAGAAGGCAGUGAAACAGAGUGAUGAGUCUCGAAUUAAAGACCAUAAGAAGGAUUUAAGUGAUGAUGAUAAUGACUACGGGGAGGAAGAAGAGGAUGACGAUGGUGGCGACAGUGACUAUGAGACUAAAAAGACCAGCAAAGGGAGGCAAGUGACUGCUAAAAGGAAAAGAGCUGCAGAUGACAGCGAUGAUGAUGAUAAGGUUGUGAGGAAGAAGGGCCGGCAGGUGCGACAGGCUGCUAGUAAAGCAGCCUCCAAACAGAGGGAGAUUCUUCUCGGGGAUGGAGGCAGUGAAGAAGAGGAGGGGGAAGAAGAGGAAGAUGAAGAAGACAGUGAUGUUUAUACAGGAGAGGAUUCAGGUAGCGAUGAAGAUUUUAUGGUGGAGGAUGAUGACGAUGACAGCGACUACGGGCGGCCCAAGAGGAGGAACUCAAAGGUCAGCAGGAGGAGCAAAGACACAAAGUCCCCCAAAUCCAGAAUAAGAACUUCAGUGAGCAGGGGGCCAAAAAAGAAGAGAGGAAAGCGUCAAACUAAGGCAAAGAAGGUUGUAUCCAAAAAAGUCAUCCCUAAAGAUGAGGAUGAAGACAUCGAAAGCCCCAAAGAGGGAGAGGAAGAAGAGGAGAAGGACAAGCAAGACAAGAAGAAAGCCGAGAAGAAAAAAUCACCCCCAGCUGAGAAAGCCGAGGAAAGCGGCGGAGAAGGGGAGGACAACGACGGCGAGGAGAAAGAGGGACGAGAGAGCGAGAAGGAGAAAGAGGAAAAGGACGAUGCCUCUGAGGAGGAUGCUCCAUCAGGCGAAGACUGAUUGUCUUCUUUCUGAUGGCAGUAAAAUUGUUUUACCGGUUUUCUUUCUUUUUGUUUUGUUUUUUUUCUUAUUGUGGAACAGUGGAGUUUACUUUUCACACUGCUCCAGGUGUUUUGGAUGUUUGUUUAUUGCUUUCAUCCUGUAAAUACAAUAUUUCAAAUGAACUCUCUGUGAAGUAUCAUCCACACUAUUUGCAAACAGUAUCGCCGAAAGUACCUGCACAACUUUCUCUAUCGCCAGCUUACAGUAAUAUAUAUUAGUAUUGAACGUUGGGGAUGCUUUUUUUUUUUUUUUUUUGCUAAUUUGAUCCGUAGUCAAUUACAAUUAAAGAAAGUGCUGGUACAUUUAUUGCACCGUCAAUAUGCCCUCGAAAACUCACAUUGAUUUUAUGGAUCGAUUUGGUUAAAGCUUCAACAUUACAACCUUUCAAAAUAUGUAGUUACAGAUAUAAACAUUAGAUCAAUGAUUUGGUUUAAUGUUUUAUUCUUUGACUUUCAGGGGGUGGGGGGUGGGGGGUUGCUGGUUCACCACAUAAGCCAAAGCUCAUGAUCUCGUUCUGUUCAGUGCUUUUCUUCACAGUGGGCAGGUUCGUCUUUGUUAAGUGAAUGUGUUCGAUUUUGGUUAUCAAGCUAUGGAUUUGUAGAUCGCCAUCAAUAGCCGUUCAGUUCCAACACGUUACACGAACACGAAGCGUUUCAUCGCCUUCAGCCAGAUCACCGCUUUCUCCGCCCUUCGUUUUUAAUGCGGGCUUUACUUAGCAAGUUAUGUGUAAACAAAAAUCUUGCCUCCUCCCUCACCGCACACCCUAAGGUUUCUAAUUUUCUUUUUCUUUUUUAAUAUAAAGAAAUUGUAUCUUUUCGGUUUCGAAUGUUUUGAAUUUCGAAACCGCUUUGAGUCUUUUUUUCAGACUUUUGUGUGCUGGAAAUGAGUAGAAAUGUUCUACAUCACCCUGUACAUUUUCUAACAAUUCUAAAAAGAAUUACAAUAACAUUAAAAAAUUUUUAAAAUAAUGCUUUUAAAGCCGUUUUGCUUUCAACAUUUUCGCAGCUUAAACGUAGCCUAUAAUUGCAUCGUAGUUCCGCAGUUCAUGGAGUGGCAUUACAUGUGUCGUGAGUUAUGUUUAGAUGGUGUGACAGGAAAGGUAGAGUGUACGACGAUUUGGGUGUAUGAAUGUCAAGACUGUCAGAUGCGAGCUAGUAACAACCUUAUUGACUUUGUGAUGCUUCACAUGUGUAUUUUUUAAGUAUUUUGAUGCUUCUAGAUGCCUUUCAGAUAAAUUAUCUGUGGAGCCAGUUGGGUGGUGAAGCAGAAUAUAAUUCAGCUCACACCAUUCUGAGCUUUCUCUGCUUCUUUUGUCUAUUUCCAUGACUUCUAUCUUUGUCCACUUAUGUAGCCUUUCAAUCUAUGAUAAUUUAUCUAAAAUAAAACUAAACAAACAAAAAAAAAAACAGUUUUAAUUGAGCUGAUCUGAUUUUUGGAAUAUUUGUUUUACAAGGAAAAAUAAAAUGUAUCUUGCCUUUAAA
Messenger RNA from Silurus meridionalis, 2777 nucleotides. It is a transcript of the gene nucks1b, whose product is annotated as nuclear casein kinase and cyclin-dependent kinase substrate 1b. Gene Ontology annotation, cellular component: cytoplasm. Gene Ontology annotation, molecular function: double-stranded DNA binding; single-stranded DNA binding. Gene Ontology annotation, biological process: double-strand break repair via homologous recombination; interstrand cross-link repair. Bases 352 to 1254 code for a protein of 300 amino acids. The transcript is spliced from 8 exons. Lineage: Eukaryota; Metazoa; Chordata; Actinopteri; Siluriformes; Siluridae. The record is from RefSeq and is a predicted model, not a curated record.